AUGGGCAAUCAUACUACAGUGAGUGCAUUCCUUCUGCUGGGCUUUUCCAGUUUCCCAGACCUGCAGCGUUUCCUCUUUGUAGUCAUUUUCUUCUCCCAUGUGACUAUCCUAGCUGCAAAUGUGUCCAUAAUGGUGGCCAUCAAGCUCAAUCACAACCUUCAUACCGCCAUGUACUAUUUUCUCUGUGGCCUGUCCUUUUCAGAAACCUGUACAACUCUGGUAAUUAUCCCCAGAAUGCUAGAGGACUUGCUGUCAGACAGCAAGACCAUUUCUCUUCCUGAGUGUGCCAUACAGAUGUUUUUUUUCUUUAGCCUGGGAGCCAACAACUGCUUCAUCAUGGCUGCCAUGUCCUAUGACCGGUACACUGCCAUUCACAAGCCACUGCACUACCCCCUCUUGAUGACCCGAAAGAUGUGCUUUCAGCUCAUGAUGGCCACUUCUGUCACUGGGAUUGUGGUGUCGCUGUGCAUUGUCCUCAUAGUAUUCAACUUGUCUUUUUGUGAUGCCAGCACUAUCCAGCAUUUUUUUUGCGACAUCACACCUGUGGUCUCCCUUGCCUGUGAUUACACCUUUUUCCAGAAAAUGGUUCUCCUUGCGUUCAGUGCCUUUGUGCUAGUGGGCAGCUUUGUUUUAAUUAUGAUUUCCUAUGUCUUCAUUGUGUCCAUAGUUGUGAAGAUGCCCUCUGCGAAGGGCAGGUAUAAGGCCUUCUCCACUUGCUCCUCUCACCUCAGCGUAGUGUGUAUACACUAUGGAUUUGCUGGCUUUAUCUAUUUGCGGCCCAAAGACAGGGAUUCAUCCCAGGAAGAUAUGCUGAUGGCUCUGACAUAUACAGUGCUGACACCUCUGCUUAAUCCCGUAGUUUACAGUCUAAGAAACAAAGAAAUGCAAAUAGCCCUACGGAGAGUACUAGGCAAUGUAUGUAGGUUUUUCCCUCACAUGGUAAGUAAAAGAGCCCUGAGCACUUCUUAA
This is a messenger RNA of Rhinolophus ferrumequinum (greater horseshoe bat), 969 nucleotides long. Its product is annotated as olfactory receptor 10T2-like. Lineage: Eukaryota; Metazoa; Chordata; Mammalia; Chiroptera; Rhinolophidae. Gene Ontology annotation, molecular function: olfactory receptor activity; G protein-coupled receptor activity. Gene Ontology annotation, cellular component: membrane. The record is from RefSeq and is a predicted model, not a curated record. The coding region runs from base 1 to 969 and encodes 322 amino acids. The transcript has a single exon. Gene Ontology annotation, biological process: G protein-coupled receptor signaling pathway.